AUGUCUAACCGGGGAAAGUACAAAGUUAUUCCUGGAAUCUGGAACAGUGACUAUUAUAGCGUGAUUGGCCCGCGGCUCAGGGAGGCGGCCAAUGACUUCUCUCACGGAGAGCGACGCGGCCAAUAUGGCUUCCUGCACUUGGGGACGCUUGGAGAAACUGAAUUAGGUCUCAUGGAGAAGCCCCUGCGUAAUGAGGAGACCCCAUCUUCAGAACCAAUGGAGGAAGAGGAAGAUGAUGACUUGGAGCUGUUUGGUGGCUAUGAUAGUUUUCGCAGUUAUAACAGCAGUGUGGGCAGUGAGAGCAGCUCCUAUCUGGAGGAGUCAAGUGAAGCAGAAAAUGAGGAUCGGGAAGCAGGGGAACUGCCAACCUCCCCCCUGCAUUUGCUCAGCCCUGGGACUCCUCGAUCCUUGGAUGGCAGUGGUUCUGAGCCAGCUGUCUGUGAGAUGUGUGGUAUCGUGGGUACAAGGGAAGCCUUCUUCUCCAAGACCAAGAGGUUCUGCAGCGUCUCCUGCUCCAGGAGCUACUCCUCCAACUCCAAGAAAGCCACCCAGUUCUCACUCUCGGUAACUCUCAUUGCCACACAGGUCCCCCUCUAUGACCAGUGGGAGGAUGUGAUGAAAGGGAUGAAGGUGGAGGUGCUCAAUAGUGACGCCGUGCUCCCCAGCCGGGUGUACUGGAUUGCCUCUGUCAUCCAGACAGCAGGGUAUCGGGUGCUGCUUCGGUAUGAAGGCUUUGAAAGCGAUGCCAGCCAUGACUUCUGGUGCAACCUGGGGACUGUAGAUGUCCACCCCAUUGGCUGGUGUGCCAUCAACAGCAAGAUCCUCGUGCCCCCACGGACCAUCCAUGCCAAGUUCACCGACUGGAAGGGCUACCUCAUGAAACGGCUGGUGGGCUCCAGGACACUUCCUGUGGAUUUCCACAUCAAGAUGGUGGAGAGCAUGAAGUACCCCUUUAGGCAGGGCAUGCGGCUGGAGGUGGUGGACAAGUCCCAGGUGUCACGAACUCGCAUGGCUGUGGUGGACACGGUCAUCGGCGGUCGCCUACGGCUCCUCUACGAGGAUGGCGACAGUGACGACGACUUCUGGUGCCACAUGUGGAGCCCCCUGAUCCACCCAGUGGGUUGGUCACGACGUGUGGGCCAUGGCAUCAAGAUGUCAGAGAGGCGAAGUGACAUGGCCCAUCAUCCCACCUUUCGCAAAAUCUACUGUGAUGCUGUUCCUUACCUCUUCAAGAAGGUACGCGCUGUCUACACAGAAGGUGGUUGGUUUGAGGAAGGGAUGAAGCUGGAGGCUAUUGACCCCUUAAAUCUGGGCAACAUCUGCGUGGCAACUGUCUGUAAGGUUCUUCUGGAUGGAUACCUGAUGAUCUGUGUGGACGGGGGGCCCUCCACAGAUGGCUCAGACUGGUUCUGCUACCACGCCUCUUCCCACGCCAUCUUCCCAGCCAACUUCUGUCAGAAGAAUGACAUUGAGCUCACACCCCCAAAAGGUUAUGAGGCACAGACUUUCCACUGGGAGAACUACUUGGAGAAGACCAAGUCAAAAGCCGCUCCAUCGAGACUCUUCAACAUGGAUUGCCCAAACCAUGGCUUCAAGGUGGGCAUGAAGCUGGAGGCUGUGGACCUGAUGGAGCCCCGGCUCAUCUGUGUGGCGACGGUGAAACGGGUGGUGCAUCGGCUCCUCAGUAUCCACUUUGAUGGCUGGGACAGCGAGUAUGACCAGUGGGUGGACUGUGAGUCCCCGGACAUCUACCCCGUCGGCUGGUGUGAGCUCACCGGCUACCAGCUCCAGCCUCCUGUGGCUGCAGAACCGGCCACACCUCUGAAGGCCAAAGAGGCCACAAAGAAGAAAAAGAAACAGUUUGGGAAGAAAAGUAAGUGA
This is a messenger RNA of Cebus imitator (Panamanian white-faced capuchin), 1881 nucleotides long. It is a transcript of the gene L3MBTL2, whose product is annotated as L3MBTL histone methyl-lysine binding protein 2. The record is from RefSeq and is a predicted model, not a curated record. Lineage: Eukaryota; Metazoa; Chordata; Mammalia; Primates; Cebidae. Gene Ontology annotation, cellular component: nucleus. Bases 1 to 1881 code for a protein of 626 amino acids. Gene Ontology annotation, molecular function: zinc ion binding. Gene Ontology annotation, biological process: regulation of DNA-templated transcription. The transcript is spliced from 14 exons.